CUAUGGCAGUGUCUCCACAUUCUGUCUCGCACAUCCACCUGUAGCAGUGCUGAGGGACUUUGCCCUCCAAAUUCUUAUUCACAAAGAUGCUGCUUCACAACCUCCUUCAAUACAAGCCUGGAAUGAUCUGCCAUUACCUGUUUGUCUAAAUUGUUUUAGAAGCGAGUUUCCACCCUCAGGACAAGGUUUGCUAAUGCUUCAGGAUCAAGCACCAGAGUUUUUCCCUACUUUGAUGUGCAUUACCCAUCCUCUUAUGAAUUCUGUUCAUGCUGGCAGCGGCUACAGCAGAGAGGGGCAGAAUCAGUCAGAAAUGAUCCAGGGAACUCCUGAGCCUUUCACCCAGGGAGAGAGAGAAAGGGAAAAGUUCCCCAAGCAUCAAGAGCUUUCCAGCCAUAUGUGCGUAAAAAUUUCUCCCCAUGCCACGUGACAGAGGAAGAGGCGCAGACCCAUUACACAAUAAUAAAAAUAUGCCUUUGGCAACGUUGAUGCAGAACCUGGCGCUGCUGCAGGAAGCCCGCGACCCGCACAAAGAGCAGUGAAACCUUAAAGAACACAGACCCAGGUCAAUACCGCAGACCCCUUGAAGGACGCUGCUGCGGCCGGACGGGGCUCGGGCUCUGCAGCAAAACAGCUGCUUAAAGGCGAGUGGUUUCCAGCGCCUGUCAAGAUCUCACUGAAGGGAUCAGUCCUGGCUGCACCAUGAUCUCUGCUGUCCUCCUCCUGUGGACUGUGCCUUGUGUGGCAAACCACAUCGUGGGGGGCUUUGCCAAGGGAGCUCUGCAUGAAGGUACCCAACUGGCAUGCAGCCUGCCUGGCCCCCCUGGGCCACCCGGCCCCCCUGGUGCACCCGGGGCUCCAGGAACGGUUGGUAGGAUGGGAUUCCCAGGCAAGGAUGGCAAGGACGGCAAGGAUGGGGAUAAAGGCGAGCACGGAGAUGAAGGUCCACAAGGCAGAACGGGAAACCCCGGCAAACCAGGCCCAAAGGGGAAAGCGGGAGCUAUUGGCAAAGCAGGACCACGAGGGCCCAAGGGUUUAAAGGGUAAUCCUGGAAAAAAUGGGGCCCCAGGGAAAAAAGGGCCCAAAGGGAACAAGGGUGAGACUGGACUGCCAGGACCGUGUACUUGUAAUGCCAACAAAGCCAAGUCUGCCUUCUCUGUGGCAGUCUCCAAGAGCUACCCAAGGGAAAGGCUGCCCAUCAAAUUUGACAGGAUCCUGAUGAACGAGGGAGGACAUUACAAUGCUUCCAGUGGGAAAUUUGUAUGCAGCAUCCCAGGUAUUUACUACUUCACUUAUGAUAUCACUUUGGCCAACAAACAUUUGGCCAUUGGCUUGGUCCACAACGGGCAGUACCGGAUUAAGACUUUUGACGCAAACACUGGGAACCAUGACGUUGCCUCUGGAUCAACCAUCCUUUCUUUGAAACAGGAGGAUGAGGUAUGGCUGCAGAUAUUUUACUCAGAACAAAAUGGGCUCUUUUAUGAUCCUUACUGGACAGACAGCUUAUUUACUGGUUUCCUGAUAUACCCUGAUCAAGAUUAUCUCAAUGAAAUAUGAUAAACUAACCUGUGGGAAAAAAACAGGAAAUGCGUGCGACCUCAGUCCAGCAAAAUGUAGCCUGUACAUGGACAUGAGUGGAAUUAUCAUACAUUUCCACAUUUUUGGCGCUAGCAGCCUGUAUUGGCUAUUCAGAUAUUCACUUGAUGGCAUCAACUGCUCCACAGGGUACCAGCACCAGCAGGACUCACCUUUCAGCAGCCUCAUUAAUCUCUCAGUCUCGAAGCCACCCAGUGUGUUUUCUCAGAUUUCAGCCUCCAUGUCCCAGCUCUGGAGUCCUGCAUCUGGUUACUCUGCAACAUGCCAUGCACAUGUAAUUCACAUACUGGUGCUGAAUGCUUUAUUAUAUUAUUGUUAUAAAACCUGGAAACCAACAACCAUUUCCUGAAGGCUGAGCUCAGAAGUGCCACUGAUGUUAGAGACUGUAUCACUGCACCUCCUCCCCCUACACCCUAUAAUAGUAA
Molecule: messenger RNA, 2018 nt
Organism: Neopsephotus bourkii (Bourke's parrot)
Lineage: Eukaryota; Metazoa; Chordata; Aves; Psittaciformes; Psittacidae
Gene: C1QTNF2
Product: C1q and TNF related 2
Exons: 3
Coding region: 700-1554 (284 amino acids)
Molecular function (GO): protein binding
Source: RefSeq, a predicted model, not a curated record